Messenger RNA from Colletes gigas, 860 nucleotides. RefSeq lists its product as uncharacterized. The transcript is spliced from 4 exons. The coding region runs from base 222 to 800 and encodes 192 amino acids. The record is from RefSeq and is a predicted model, not a curated record. NCBI's taxonomy places the organism in Eukaryota, Metazoa, Arthropoda, Insecta, Hymenoptera, Colletidae.
UGUAUAAACAAUUCGAAAAGAUUUUUAACGCAACGUACAUAACAGCUCCGCUAUCGGACGCAGAAAUACAGAAACUGGCCAAAGAGCAGAGCUGCUUUCGUAGGCUGGUCAAAUGGAUUUGUCAGUUAAAAACAGUUACAAAAAACACGUAUCCGAUCGUGAACGACUUCCUUGAACGCAUUGGAAGGAGAGACUUGAUCGCGUGUCUCUCAGAAUUUAGUAUGAAAAGUUCCAAGCCGCCAAAGGUGAUUCGCGACGUUCAGUCGGCCGACGAUUCAGAAGACGAAGAGGGUGGCGUAACAACGUCAACGGAAACCAUUCGAUCGAAGGACGUUACAGCCAGCACUCAAAACACAAAUCAAACAAUUGAUAAACUCAGUGGAUCUACUAGCAUCAGGGUAUCGCUACAAACCGCAGGGAUUGUUAUGAUCACGACUAUACUUUUAACUUGUUGUUGCACUUUAUUUAUAAGGUACAGGCUAGCGAAUCUAUUUAAUAGUAUAUUUCGGCGAAACAAGAAGAAGAAGAAGAAAACUAACAAGUUAAAGGGUACUGUUUCUUCGAUCAGUAAAUAUGUAACGAUCGACACGGACGAUCCGGAGGACGUGUCCAGAAGCUACGUUGUUCGAAAGUCACGAGCAAAGCGGAAGAGGGCGCCGUCUUACGAAUUAGUAGACACUGGCACGCAAAAUACUAUAACCGUGGUGCCCAAAGAACCCGAAGAAACACCGCCCACGGGUUGUUCCAAGUGCUACAAAAAGAAAAGAAAAGUGAAAAGUGCGAAAAGCCCGCACAGAUAAAACGUGUCAAAUGUCAAUGUACGAUUGUCUGAUGGUAGUAAAUAAACAAUCACAACUUAC